GAAAAUCAAACGGACUGCUUCUCACAGGAUCACAGUUCUACUGGUUCACGGACACUUGGAUAAGUUACGGAAAGAAGACAGGUCGAAAUCGUCCAUAAUAAGUCAAUCAGCUCUCUGAGCAUCAUGUCACUCUCCCUGCCAUACGCAUAUAUCACAGCCAGAGAACUAGCAACGAUGAUCAAGGCAAGUCCUUCUGCCGCUCUGAAAGAUUAUGCAGUGGUGGAUGUUAGAGGUGAUGAUUUCGUCGGCGGAAACAUCGUAUCCGCUCUCAACUAUCCCAGCGAGACAUUCCAUGACAACGUAUCUGGUUUAGUGGAGCGGUUAAAGACAGUACCUAAAGUCAUCUUCCACUGCGCUUUGUCCCAAGCUAGAGGACCUAAAGCUGCUCGGAUAUACGCAGAAUCUAGAGCCUCUCUGGUCCCUACUGCUCCUCCCCAACAGAUACUCGUGCUGCGUGAUGGUUUCUCAGGCUUUCAAGCUCUGUAUCGCCAUGACCCCGAUUUGGUGGAAAAGUUCAAUAAGUACUAUCAUGACUGAUAGUCGUAUGCAUGUGGUUCUCCAGUCAUG
This is a messenger RNA of Tremella mesenterica DSM 1558, 567 nucleotides long. RefSeq lists its product as uncharacterized. Lineage: Eukaryota; Fungi; Basidiomycota; Tremellomycetes; Tremellales; Tremellaceae. The coding region runs from base 124 to 537 and encodes 137 amino acids. The transcript has 8 exons. Gene Ontology annotation, cellular component: nucleus; cytoplasm. Gene Ontology annotation, molecular function: protein tyrosine phosphatase activity. The record is from RefSeq and is a predicted model, not a curated record.